AUGCCACCACGAGCACGCGGUCAGCAGAGAGAUGCCGACACAAUUCGUAUCCUCGUCGCCACAGACAGUCAUGUCGGAUACAAUGAACGCGAUGCAGAGCGGAAAGACGACAGCUGGAAAACCUUUCAUGAGGUCAUGUGUCUAGCCAAGGAGCAUGAUGUCGACAUGGUGCUGCACGCCGGGGAUCUUUUCCAUGAGAACAAGCCUUCGAGAAAAUCCAUGUACCAGGUCAUGCGUUCCUUGCGUAUGAACUGUCUUGGAGAGAAGCCAUGCGAGUUGGAGAUGCUGAGCGAUGCGAGCGAGAACUUUGGCGGCAUGUUUGAUCAUGUCAAUUACGAGGAUGAAGACAUCAAUAUUGCAAUACCAGUCUUUGCCAUCCACGGAAAUCAUGACGACCCGUCAGGCGAGGGCUCAUUCUCUCCGCUUGAUUUGCUGCAGGCGUCUGGAUUUGUCAACUACUUUGGGCGCACCCCGGAAGUCGAUAAAAUCGCAGUCAAGCCAGUACUUCUCCAAAAGGGCGGUACUAAGCUGGCUCUCUAUGGUCUGAGCAACGUUCGCGACGAGCGCCUGUUCCACACUUGGAGGGACGGUAACGUCAAGUUCUUCCAGCCAGGUACACAAAAGGACGAGUGGUUCAAUCUCAUGAGCGUCCACCAGAAUCAUCAUGCCCAUACACCAACCAGCUACCUUCCCGAGAACUUUCUACCAGAAUUCAUGGAUCUUGUAGUUUGGGGCCACGAGCAUGAGUGUCUGAUAGAUCCCCGAUACAAUCCUGAAAUGGGCUUCCACGUCAUGCAACCCGGCUCGUCGGUGGCGACAUCGCUCAUGCCUGGAGAGGCUGUCCCCAAGCAUGUCUGCAUUCUAAGUGUCACGGGCAAGGAGUUUACUACCGAGAACAUUCGCUUGAAAACCGUUAGGCCAUUCAUCAUGAAAGAAAUAGUUCUCGCGGAAGAAAGAGAAAUUAAGCAAAAGGAGCUCUGGCGUGUCUCUGACAAUCGCGCUAAGAUCACUCAGCAUCUAAACAAGGUCAUCGAGGGUCUGAUCGAUGAAGCAAGGCGGGACUGGCUAGAGCUUCAAGUCGACAGAGAAGAGGGCGAUGACAUUGAAGUACCGCUACCACUCGUUCGGCUGCGAGUCGAGUACACGGCUCCUCCGCCGGGCGAGUUCCACUGCGAGAAUCCUCAACGUAUCUCAAACCGCUUCAUGGGUAGGGUAGCCAAUGUGAAUGACGUCGUACAGUUCCAUCGGAAGAAGAAGUCGGCGAACCGAUCGCUGAAGAUUACCACGGAGGAACCAGACGAGCAGAUGCUCGCUGAACUAACGAUUGAUUCAGUGAAGGUCGAUAGGCUCGUGAAAGAGUUUCUCACGGCCCAGACCUUGACAAUCCUGCCGCAAAAUUCGUUCGGAGACGCCGUUUCCCAGUUUGUAGACAAAGACGACAAACAUGCUAUGGAGACGUUCGUGAAAGAGAGUCUCAAAAACCAGUUGAAACAUUUGAUGGAGGCUAAUGAAGUUGAAGAGGAAGAGAUUGUCAAAGAGAUGGCAGAGUACCGCGAACAACUCGAGGACUUGUUUGCCUCAGGACAGCUCAAGAAGGUCCGGAAGUCUAAGACUAAACCUAAGCCGGAUAAUUGGGACAGCGAUUUUGAGGGUCACUGGGCUGACCAACCUGGCGCUCUCAUACGAUCUGACAACGAAGUAGAGAAGGACGACGACGAGAGUUUAGCUACGAUACCAACAAAGAAGGCUGCUCCACGCGGCCGUGGCAAAGCAGCUAGCACAACUUCACAAGCAGUUGCAGCUACGAAGAAGGCUGCACCAGCUGCUAGAGGCGGCCGGGGUAAAAAGAAGGUUGUAGAAGAGGAAGAAGAAGAUGAAGAGGAGGAAGACAACGACGUAAUCAUGGUUGAUGACGAUGACGAUGAAGAAGACAGCGGCGAAGACCUUUUUGUAGCAUCACAGAAGAAGGCCCCAGCAAAGAAAGCCGCCGCGAAAACAACAAAAGCACCUGCAAGGGCCAAGUCGCCGGCCAAGAAGACAACUACCGCGCGAACAAAGGCUGCUACAACACAAUCAAAGUUGAGCUUCUCUCAAACGCCGACUCAGCGUAGCCAGCCAACUCGGCCCACAACGUCGCGUAGUAAAAAAGUAGUACAAGAGCCCAGCGACGACGAGAUCGAAUCCGAUGAUGCCUUUGAGUCAGCGCCGCCACCGAGUACUCGUGCCACCCGUAGGAGAUAG
Molecule: messenger RNA, 2241 nt
Organism: Pyrenophora tritici-repentis Pt-1C-BFP
Lineage: Eukaryota; Fungi; Ascomycota; Dothideomycetes; Pleosporales; Pleosporaceae
Source: RefSeq, a predicted model, not a curated record